GUAGUGGGAAACAGCUGAUUCAUCCCCAGGCAAGCAAAAGCCACAGCGGAGAGACACAGCGACCAAAGCGUUCAGCCCGCGUCCAGUCCCAUCGAAUAAACCGUUUGCCCGCCGCGAACUAGGAGUUUGUGAAUUUUUCUCACGACCAGAAGGGAUCACCGACUUGAACCAUGAAAUUCGAGUACAAGCAGGAGCACGGAUUCGAGAAGCGUCGUGCCGAGGGCGAGAAAAUCCGCAAGAAGUACCCCGACCGCGUCCCCGUCAUCGUCGAGAAAGCCCCGAAGAGUCGAAUCGGGAACCUCGACAAGAAGAAGUACCUCGUUCCGUCGGAGCUCUGCGUGGGUCAGUUCUAUCAGCUGAUCCGCAAGCGGAUUCAGUUGAAACCCGAAGACGCGCUCUUCUUUUUCGUGAACAAUGCCAUGCCCCAUACGUCUGGAACUAUGGGAACCCUCUAUCAGGAACACCACGAAGAGGAUUUCUUCCUCUACAUGGCUUAUUCUGACGAGAACGUCUAUGGCGGGGAAGAUCUGUAGUCAACUCGGUCUCAUAGGUAUGGAAAUCUUCACCAUAGAUAGCUUCUCCAAUCUCUGAUACAUUAAAUAAACCCUCAUAAAUAAACAUAAAGGUAAUGACUGCGGUUUUCGAUGAUCUUAUGUCAAUUUCUCCAUUUGCGCGAACGAACUUCGAUAGAAGCGUUGACGAUGAUGUUUAGGGAAUUCUUUCCGUGAGAACCUGUAAAAUAAAUGCUUUUAAGUAGAUCACAGAAC
Galendromus occidentalis (western predatory mite) is the source of this 767-nucleotide messenger RNA. RefSeq names its product GABA type A receptor-associated protein autophagy-related 8a. The coding region runs from base 171 to 533 and encodes 120 amino acids. The transcript is spliced from 3 exons. Lineage: Eukaryota; Metazoa; Arthropoda; Arachnida; Mesostigmata; Phytoseiidae. The record is from RefSeq and is a predicted model, not a curated record.